GCCAUAUUUCUCGGACGCGGGGAAUAUGGCGGCGCCCUGCAACACCUAAAACAUGGCUUCCCGUCAAAACAUAAACACAUUUCCGCGCACCGAAUUGAGCUUCGUCGUCGAAAACCAGACGAAACCCCGCUCGACUCGUCGCUUUUCAGAGUGGUUUGCAAGCGGGGCAUUCCAGGAAAUAGUCGGGUGCAGCAAGGACAACGCCCUGGCAACGAGGCCUCGUGUAGCCGACAUCUGACAGCCGCGGCUGGGCUAACGUUACUCACCCGACGCCCACAUCGUCACCGAGAACUCCCCCUCCAGCGUCUUUAUCUGCACCUGCUUCUGUUCCCAUUUUCUCGCUCCGGUGUCCGAGCCGCUCAAAUAGCUCUUUUUGCCUGCUUUCUUCCCGCCGCCUGCUCGUUUCACUCGACCCACGGAGCUCUUUCCAGCUACCGCCACCAAAGUCUGCUCGAUGUACUCAUCCUCCACUCCGGGGGCCGGCACCGGAAUUAGGAUCUGGUCCUCGAAUCGCCCAUCAUCCGUGUGCAGGUCGCAGUCAUCCCCGCCGACCACCUCCUCCCGGGUCUGCACCAGGAUCACAUCCGGAUGGUGGUGGUGAUGAUGGUGGAUAGAGCUGUGGUCGUCCAGCGGCUGGAGGGCGAUCAUGGGCUGCUCAUCGUCGUCGUCGUCGUCGUCCUCGUCGCCGCCGACUACCGUGGUUUCGAUGGUCUCCACCGGUAUGGUCUCCACCUCUAUCUCGUGAAGCUCCACGAUCUCGGCCGGCAUAUCCGAGCCGUCUGUUGCGAUGUACAGCGUAUCGCCGGAUGCCAUGUUGAAGUCCGCCAGCUUGCCUCUAUCAUUCACGCCGUGUUUAUGCUACUGUUUUGGGGGGUUUAUCCACCACGCUCGCUCUUACACGCCCCCCAACUCAGCUCUUGCCACUUCCCGCAUUCGCUGCCUCUUCCUCCGCACCAACUCUCGCCACUCUGCCGACUCGCUCCAGAUCUCGUUGCCACUUAUUUCCCGAGUUGGGAAACCUCGCGAGAUUUUGGGUGAGACGCUAACCCCAAGGCGGAAGUUUCGUCUUAAAGGUUUGCUUUUUCAUGUACACGUUUUAGUUAGUGUUGUAAGCACAAUACCAAUGGCGCGCAACUUGCAAAAUGCGCAACCGCAUUUUGCAAAUUUAAUGUCAAAUCAGGCUUCACGGUGGAAGAGGGGUUAGUGCGUCUGUCUCACAAUACGAAGGUCCUGCAGUCCUGGGUUCAAUCCCAGGCUCGGGAUCUUUCUGUGUGGAGUUUGCAUGUUCUCCCCGUGACUGCGUGGGUUCCCUCAGGGUACUCCGGCUUCCUCCCACCUCCAAAGACAUACACCUGGGGAUAGGUUGAUUGGCAACACUAAAUUGGCCCUAGUGUGUGAAUGUUGUCUGUCUAUCUGUGAUGGCCCAGUGACUUGUCCAGGGUGUACGCUGCCUUCCGCCCGAUUGUAGCUGAGAUAGGCGCCAGCGACCCCAAAAGGGAAUAAGCGGUAGGAAAUGGAUGGAUGGAUGUCAAAUCAAAUGUUAAUUGGAUUCAUCACUAUACAGUGUACAUCCACGACUAAACUACCACAACUUGGUUUACUAUUUAUAAAAUAUAAUAAUGUAGGGUUACCUGGAACUUGAAAUAGGCCACCCGGCCUGAAUCCACACUUAGUAGUUGGUAGUUGGUGAUGAAUCCAAUAAACAUUUGAUUUGAUUUGACUUGACAUUAAAUUUGCAAAAUGCGGUUGCGCAUUUUGCAAAUUGCGCACCAUUGGUAUUGUGCUUACAACAUUAUUAUAAACCAGGGGUCGGCAACCAAAAACACCAAAACAAAUCUGUCUGGAGCCGCAAAAAAUUAAAAGCCAUAUUACAUACAGAUAGUGUGUCAUGAGAUAUAAGUUGAAUUGUGAGAACUUAAAGGAAACCAAAUAUACUCAAAUAUAGCUACAAAUGAGGCAUAGUGAUGCAAUAUGUACAUACAGCUAGCCUAAAUAGCAUGUUAGUAUCAAUUAGCUUGCAGUCAUGCAGUGACCAAAUAUGUCUGAUUAGCACUCCACACAAAUCAAUAACGUCAAAAAAACUCACCAUUGUUUGUUCAUGCACAAUAAUAUAAGUUUGGUGGACAAAAUGAGACAGAAAAAAAGUGACAUAAAACACGUCUCAGAAAGUCGGAGAAAGUUAUACAUGUAAACAAACUAAGGUGAGUUCAUGGACCACCAAAAUUAGUCGGACAAAACGGCGCUGGCCAAAUACUCGAAUCAGUGAAGCAUGUUUAAUAUAAACAAUGUGCUUUAUAGCAAUUAGGGAGGUUUGUGUCAUGUUUGUCCUCCUACAGAAACUAUAUUAAAACAAAAAAUUGUUUAUUUCCCCUCAUAAUUUCCAUUUUUCAUAUAUUUUAGAAAAAGCUCCAGAGAGCCACUAGGACGGCGCUAAAGAGCCGUGGUGUAAGUGUUGUUGAAAACUUACACUUUAUAUUUUUUGUUUUAAGGAUUAACAUUUUUUGUUGUAAAUUAUUAUGGUUCUGAAGUCAUGUUAUAUAUUUUGUAAAUAAGACACAUUUGGGUUACUAUAAAAGGGGCAAUUAAUUUUCUUUGUCACACCGCUAUUCUCGCGAAAUUUGGUGUGCUGUUUGGAGUUGCAGACAUGCAAAGGACUUUGGGCCAUCAGCAGCAGUGGGGAACAUUUGGCUAGCUGAACAAGUUGCACAACACUGGAGUGUUUGCUGCACAAGAACCUCCGAAGUGGCAGGCGGCCACGAGUUUUCACGGCUAAAAACUCAAGUAUAGAGCCCGUCUUUAAGAAACCGAGCCAGUGUUGUCAUUUCGGAGCCACAGUGAAAACUCACCCAGCCCAGCGCCGGUGAGAAGGACGUCAAGACGAAGACGCCAGCAGGUGCAGUGGGUGACGGUACCGUGGUGCGACACCAGAGGGCGCCAGUACCAAAGCUCAUCACACACAAGCAACUAAGCAAUGUAUUAAGAAUGAGUAAAGUGGAAAUUAAGGAAGGACUUUGCUAAAGGAAAAACGAGUGUUUUAAGUCAAGUUUGAAGGUCCACUAUAAGUUUCUACAGCAUAUUUGUCAAAAGUUACUUAAUUUUUACUGUACCUCAAAGUGAUGCAUUGUUGUUGAAAUAAGAGUUUUGUGCAUUUUGCUUAAGGUCAAAACAGCAUUUUAAGUUUCUAAAAAGAUACUUACAAGUUAAAGUCCAACCAAGCGAAUUUUAAGAAGUAUUUUUGGAAUUUAAACAGUGUGUUAACCAAACGCUAAAGAUGACUGACAAAGAUAAAGAAGAGUUACCACUUUACGAAGUUGCAGAACAUGAAGUGCAAGCUGCAGAACAAAAAACUGUUUGUAGAGGUGAAAGACUAAGAACAUUAACUGAAAAGGGUAAAAAACUUCAAGAGGAGAAACUAAAGAGCCUCAAACACAAAUAUUCACUUGUUUUUGAAAAAUGGAGAUAUGAAGCAAGAUUGAGCAGAGUAAUGCUGAGAAAGGAAGCUUCAGAAAGUGAAUUAAAGGAAUUAAUCAAUAACGUAAAUAUCACUUGUAAAGAUGUGCAAGUUGUUUAUGACCGGAUACGUCAAAUACAAUCUCCUGAAGCAGAAAUUAGGCGUAAAGUUGAUGCAUGCACAUCACUCUCCAGAUUUAUAGUCAACAGAGCUGAAAAAUGGCUUGGAGGAGACAUUGAGGAUGACGAAGAAUCGUGGCCAGAUGUCGGAUCAUGCUUAGGAUCUGAAAGUUCUAAAUCAAGGUCAAAAUCACAAAGGUCCACAAGUAGUUCAGGACAAUCCCGCUCACAAAUAAUAAAAAGAAUGGAAGCUGAAGCUGAAGCAGCUGCAUCUCAAGAAAUACUGGCAGUAAUGGACGAGCAGGAAAAGGAAUAGGCUGAAAUACAAAAAUUGGAACGCGAGAACUUUGCAAGGCAACAAGCAAUGGAAGAGCGGCGUAGAAAGAUCGACCGCUUAGAAGAAGUUAAGAAAAGGAAUGCUGCUAAAGCUCGCGUAAUGGUUUACGAUGAAGUUGCAAGUACUGCUGAAAGUCGAAGUUUGUCACACAGUAUUAAAGCAGCAAGUGAAACCCAAGCAAUCCCUAUCACACCAAGCAUUCCCUUUCAAGCUAUAAACACAACCCAAGUCUUCCAUGCUACAAGCCAUGCGUUUGCUCCACACAUUCAACAAACUCCUAUCAUACAAGCAAGGGCCACAAGUCAAACACUCAAAGCAUCAAGUCCACCAUUCAUCCCUCAAGCCACACAAAUUCAAACGGUUGUAACGCAACCACAAGCAAAUUCUGAUCUAGUUGGCAUACUAGCAGAAGCAAUAAGUGCAAAUCGACUUCCAACUCCAGAACCUGCAUUGUUCACUGGAGACCCACUGAAGUUCAAAGACUGGCAGUUGUCAUUUGAAACCUUAAUUGAAAGAAAGAACAUUCCAAGAAUGAAAAACUUUACUAUCUCAGGAAGUAUCUCGGUGGAUCUGCAAAAAGAGCAGUAGAAGGAUUCCUCCUAGUAGGUACAGAUGAAGCGUACGACUCAGCUUGGAAAUUGCUGGAAAAGCGUUUUGGAAAUCUGUUCACCAUAGGAAAAUAAUUUAGAGACAAGCUUCAUUGUUGGCCGAAAAUAAGCUACAAAGAUGGAAGUGAGUUAAGGGAAUUUGCUGACUUUCUUGGAAGUUGUGAAGCUGCGAUACCACACAUAAAGGUGUUAGAAGUUCUCAAUGAUUGUAUGGAAAUUCAGAGACUCUUGUUGAAACUUCCAGAUUUGUUGACUACAAGAUGGAACCGCAAAGCCAUGAAAAUAAGACAAACAAAUAAUGGAGAGUAUCCAUCCUUCCGCACGUUUGUGGAGUUUGUGACUAUGGAAGCUGACUUUGCGUGCGAUCCCAUAGCCUCAAUGCAAGCACUCAAAGGUUUGGACACAAGUAAACUCAAACAUUCACGCAGUCAAGUCAUUCAAGCAAAAACGUUUACUACAAACUCAAGUCACUCAACAAGCUCAGGUCACGCAAAUACUGUAACCUGUCUCUUCUGCAAAAGGAAUGGCCACACUCUUGAUAAAUGUUUCAAGUUCAUGGAAAAAAUAGUUCAAGAUCGUGUCAAGUUUGCACAGACAGAAAAGCUGUGUUUUGGAUGUUUAAAGACUGGACAUCGUUCAAAGAAGUGCGAUAAAAGGAGCACAUGUGGGAAAUGUCAAAGGAGACAUCCUACAUGUCUGCAUGACGACAAGUUCAUGGAACGUAAAAGGGCAACACCUGCAAAGAGUGACCAUAACUUUCAAGACAAAGUAGACACUAAAGUCACAAAGGAUGAAGACACAUCUACCGCAAUCUCCAACAGGGUAAUUCAAGACACCUCAAACACGUUGACAUCCUCUAUACUACCUGUUUGGGUCUCAUCCACAAACCACCCAGAGAAAUAAGUUUUAGUGUUUGCGCUUCUCGACUCACAGAGCGAUACAUCUUUCAUCUUGGAUGAAGUAGCUCAAGAUCUCAACACAAAUAAAAGCAAAGCCAGUCUGCAGCUAUCUACUAUGUCCGCCAAGUCAACAGUUAUACCAUGUGAGAAGCUGGUAAACCUUCAAGUCAGAGUAUAUAAGUGGGGAAAGAAAAUCAUAUUACCACCAGUCUUUACUUGAGAGUUUAUCCCAGUUAACAGGUCACAUAUCCCGACGUCUGAAACCGCUUUGAAGUGGCCUCAUCUGGAAAAGCUAGCAGAUAAGUUAGCACCAAUGCUCGAAUGUGAAGUUGGUCUGCUUAUCGGCUAUAACUGUCAUCAAGCCCUUCUACCAAGAGAAGUUCUUGCAGGCAAAGAAAACCAACCCUACGCACAGCUAACCGGUCUCGGCUGGAGCAUAGUUGGUUGCUCGUAUCAAGUACACAAUCACAAUGAUGCCAUCGGCACAAGUCACAGAAUCAUUGUGCGUGAAGUAACUCCUGCUUCACAACCAGCAGUUGAACUCAAGCAAGAAAUGUGUUUUGUAUGGAGAACUCAAGUAAAAGAAGUCAUUCCAAUUGAUGUGAUAAAGGCUUUGGAAUCUGACUUCUCCGAGCAUGCAACAGACGACAAUCCAAUUUCUCAAGAAGAUAUUUUGUUCAUGACAAAGGUGACAAAAGGCAUACGACAAAAAGAAGACAGUCACUACGAACUUCCACUACCAUUCAAAACAGACAAUCCAAAUCUUCCAAACAACAAACAAUACGCUGAGCACAGAUUGUCCUCAUUGGAACGUAGACUCAGAGAGGACGAGAAAUACUACAAGUAUUAUGUCAAGUUUAUGGAUGACAUCAUAACCCGCGGAGACGCAGAAAGAGUCCCAGUACAAGAGCUGGAAAACACGACAGCGUGGUACAUCCCUCACCACGGGGUUUACCAACCCCAUAAGCCUGCAAAGAUCCGUGUGUUUUUGAUUGUUCUGCCCGUUUCCAGGAAUCAUCUCUCAACGAUCAUCUUCUGACUGGACCAGACCUCACCAACACAUCGGUCGGAGUGUUAUGCCGCUUCAGAAAGGGUCCCAUCGCCUUCAUGUGUGACGUGGAGAGAAUGUUCCAUCAAUUCCAUGUUGUCAAGGAACAUCAAGACUACUUGAGAUUUCUCUGGUGGGACAAAGGUGAUUUGAACUCCGAACCUUCAGUGUACAGGAUGAAAGUGCACCUUUUCGGGGCAGCUUCCUCUCCCGGAUGCUGUAACUUCGGACUCAAACAUCUCGCAUCUAAAGGUAAGGACAAGUUCAGCAAAGAGACUGUCAAGUUUAUCCAAAGAGGUUUUUACGUUGAUGAUGGACUUGCUAGUGUAACGUCAACAGCCGAAGCCAUAAAGCUGGUCAAAGAGUCAAGAGCACUUUGCAAGACAGGCAAACUGCGUUUGCAUAAGUUUGUGUCAAACAAUAAAGAAGUGCUCGAAGCAAUUCCCCUAGAAGAACAAGCUCAAGCCAAAGAACAAGACCUGGCUCUUGAAGAGCCUCACGUUGAACGCGCACUUGGAGUACAAUGGUGUAUCGAGGCAGAUGAAUUCCAAUUCAGAGUCAAAGUCAAAGACAACCCGUUGACAAGGAGAGGGGUGCUCUCGACAGUUGCAUCAGUCUAUGACCCCCUUGGGUUUGUCGCCCCAUUCAUACUGAUUGGAAAGCAAAUACUCCAAACGUUGUGCAAAGACAAAGUAAAUUGGGACGACGAUCUCCCAGACCACAUUCUACCACGGUGGGAAGCAUGGUUGAGAGACCUGCCCAAACUGGCAGCUCUGAAGAUCCCACGAAGCUACUCACAAGACAUCAAUGUUGUACAGUACGAGUUACAUAACUUCUCAGACGCAAGCCUCGAAGGUUAUGGCGCAUGUUCAUACCUCAGAGCAAUAAGUAAAGAAGAAAAAAUCAGUUGUUCACUAGUCAUGGAUAAAGCAAGAGUUACACCAAUUAAACAAACAACCAUCCCAAGACUUGAACUAUCAUCAGCCGUGACUUCAGUCCGCAACGCAGAUGUAAUCAAGCGAGAACUGGAAAUUGAAAAUCUCAAGGAAUAUUAUUGGUCAGAUUCACAAGUCGUAUUGGCAUACAUAUCCAACGAUGCAAAAAGAUUUCACACAUUCGUCACCAAUCGAAUCCAACGAAUAAGACAAAGCACAAGUCCUGAAAAAUGGCAGCACGUCAGCUCAGAGAAUAUAAAGGUAUCCAACAAAGAACGAACAAAGUCACAGAUCUUGAAGAGAGAAAAGAUGCAGAAAUGUUCAUCAUCAAGCUAGUGCAAAGAGAAGCUUUCCCUGAGGAAAUAAAGAAAAUCAGAUCUCAAAAGGAUAAUUCUUUACACAAGCACAACAGACUAAUACAGUUGAACGCUUUCCUAGACAAGUCAGAUGUUCUCAGGGUGGGAGGAAGAUUAUCCCAAUCAGCCUUACAUCAUGAUGUGAAACACCCCUCAAUUCUUCCCAAAGAAUCUCACGUGUCAGCCCUACUCGUCAAACACUACCAUGAACGUGUACAUCAUCAAGGGAGAGGCAUGACUACAAAUGAAUUGCGUGCAAAUGGAAUAUGGAUCUUAGGAUGUGGAAAUGUUGUUUCAUCGCACAUCUACCGCUGCGUUAAGUGCAGGAAAUACAGAAAAGCUGCAAAUGUUCAACAGAUGGCAGAUUUGCCAGAAGUGAGAACAGAAACAGCGCCACCUUUUACCUACUGCGGCAUCGACUGUUUCGGCCCAUUCAUAGUAAAGGAUGGAAGGAAAGAAGUCAAAAGAUAUGGAUUAUUGUUCACAUGCUUAUGUUCUCGAGCUGUGCACAUUGAAACAAUCGACGACUUAUCGACAGAUGCUUUCAUGAAUGCCCUUCGAACUCUGAUCGCCAUAAGAGGUCCUGUCCAACAAUUAAGGUGCGACCAAGGGACAAACUUUAUGGGUGCUAGGAGAGAGUUUUCGGAAUUAAUGAAAGAUAUGGAUCAAGAACAACAAAGAGUCAUUGGUUGCGAAUUUGUGAUGAACGUUCCAUCAGCAAGCCACAUGGGAGGUAUCUGGGAACGCCAAAUUCGAACAGUGCGAAGCAUACUUACAGCAAUGCUUGACAAGUACUCAAACAGACUCGAUACGACUAGUCUAAGAACAUUACUUUACGAGACAAUGGCAAUCAUCAACAGUAGACCCUUAAGUGUUGAAUAUCUAAAUGAUCCCACGGGUCCAGAACCACUAACUCCCAAUCACAUAUUAACGAUGAAAUCUUCAGUUAUUCUUCCCCCUCCAGGACAGUUUUGCAAGGAUGAUUUGUACUUGAACAAAAGAUGGAAAAGGGUGCAAUUUCUCGCAAAUGAAUUUUGGCAAAGAUGGAUGCGAGAAUAUUUGUUGAAUCUCCAACAGCGACAGAAAUGGCAGAAAGUUUCAAGAAACCUGCAAGUAAAUGAUAUUGUGAUAAUACAGGAUGACAACGCUCCAAGAUGUAAAUGGAAACUAGCUCGAAUGAUAGAGACUUUGGAAAGCCCAGACGGCAAAGUUCGAAAGGUGAAGUUGAAGACCAGUGAAACCACUUUUGACAAAGGGAAACCACUGACGAGACUGAUAUACCUAGAAAGACCUAUUCACAAAGUCGUGACCCUACUUGAGACUGACCUACACAGUAAAACAGAUUCUAACCAGGACACUUUAUAGAAAAUCACAUUGAGAGACAAUGAGUGAUUUUGGUGGGAGUGUAAGUGUUGUUGAAAACUUACACUUAAUAUUUUUUGUUUUAAGGAUUAACAUUUUUUGUUGUAAAUUAUUAUGGUUCUGAAGUCAUGUUAUAUUUUUUUGUAAAUAAGACACAUUUGGGUUACUAUAAAAGGGGCAAUUUAUUUUCUUUGUCACACCGCUAUUCUCGCGAGAUUUGGUGUGCUGUUUGGAGUUGCAGACAUGCAAAGGACUUUGGGCCAUCAGCAGCAGUGGGGAACAUUUGGCUAGCUGAACAAGGUAUUUGUCAUAUUGUGUUGUAAUCUUCUGUAUUUUUGUGGAGUGCAUUGGUUUGAUUUUUUUUGUUCGCUCAUGUAGUUGCACAACACUGGAGUGUUUGCUGCACAAGAACCUCCGAAGUGGCAGGCGGCCACGAGGUAGCUAUUUUUGUUUGGCACCUUGUUUGCCUGGGACUGAAGUAUUUCUAAAACUAUUGUAUUUCAUGUCUUGUCCUGUAGUUUUCACGGCUAAAAACUCAAGUAAAGAGCCCGUCUUUAAGAAA
Molecule: messenger RNA, 9677 nt
Organism: Nerophis ophidion (straightnose pipefish)
Lineage: Eukaryota; Metazoa; Chordata; Actinopteri; Syngnathiformes; Syngnathidae
Exons: 3
Coding region: 6522-7733 (403 amino acids)
Source: RefSeq, a predicted model, not a curated record